AUCACAGUCCACCUUUUCUUUCUCCGUGCUACUCUGUAUCCGUGCCACAGUCCUACAUUUUAUUGUGCUACAGGUGUUCUGUGGUGCUGCCGCGGAGUUUAGAAAGUGUAGCGGCAUGUGGUUAAUACGUGGUUGGCCCAUUUCUUGCUUAGGAAUGGUUUAUGCCCAUUGUGCACCCUGACUGACGAGGCUACACACGAUAUUGUGCGCGGAACACCGAAUGAGGUGCGAGGCAACACAAAACGCUGCAGCCGAAGUUUACUUUUCGAGAUGGAUGAGGUAACUUUAAAUGAACGCCUCUACGAUUUGCGGAAACCCUUUAAACUCGCAUUUUGCACUUUGAAAGAGCAAAAAGAGGCCUGGGAAGAUUGUAUGGAAAAAGCCCGACCUCACCUAGUUGCAAUUGUCACGCUGCGGGAAAUACAGGCUAACUGUUGGGCGGCGAAACUUGCGGGCAGUGAUCUCUUGGCAAAGUACCCAGAUGUUAGAGUACGGAUCGUCCGUAGAGUGGAAAAUGAGCUGUUCCAGGAGAAGGAAAAGUUGGAAUCGAUACUGAAAAUCUUGAAGAAGUCUCAGAACGUUUGCAGCAGCGCUUGCCAGCAAGCAGUUGAAGCAUACGACAAUCUUGUGAAAAAUCGAAGCAUUGAAGAUGUAUGUUACAGAAGUGAAACUUGUCCGUCGGUGGCUGAUAUGCUGGAAUGGAUAACAUAUACAGAACAAAACUUUAGUAGCCAUGUUCAUGCAAGAGAACUUUUGCUAGAAGAAGCAAAUUUUGGCGAUGACUUCAAGGCUAGUGCCUUUAUGAAAGAGUGGAAAGACGACUCAGCUUUGAUUGAAUCAAUGAAUGAUGUCUUGGCGACAGUGAAGAUUGUAAUGGACAUGGUGUAGACAUGCUAUACAAAUUGGCCUUCAGCAUUGUGCAGCAUCAUGGGUAUCGACGUCAGCCGUUUGAGAUGCUCCUAUUUGGGACAAAUUGCUCAAACAUUUGUAACUCUGUAGAUUGUUGUGAAGAAUAAAGUACACGUAUUUCUCAAAGUUA
Messenger RNA from Rhipicephalus microplus (southern cattle tick), 1039 nucleotides. Its product is annotated as AFG2-interacting ribosome maturation factor. NCBI's taxonomy places the organism in Eukaryota, Metazoa, Arthropoda, Arachnida, Ixodida, Ixodidae. Gene Ontology annotation, cellular component: nucleus; cytoplasm. The record is from RefSeq and is a predicted model, not a curated record.